This is a messenger RNA of Saccharomyces mikatae IFO 1815, 1185 nucleotides long. It is a transcript of the gene ICT1, whose product is annotated as lysophosphatidic acid acyltransferase ICT1. Gene Ontology annotation, biological process: cardiolipin acyl-chain remodeling. Gene Ontology annotation, cellular component: mitochondrial inner membrane. Gene Ontology annotation, molecular function: A2-type glycerophospholipase activity. Lineage: Eukaryota; Fungi; Ascomycota; Saccharomycetes; Saccharomycetales; Saccharomycetaceae. The record is from RefSeq and is a predicted model, not a curated record. The transcript has a single exon. Bases 1 to 1185 code for a protein of 394 amino acids.
AUGUGGACAAACACUUUCAAAUGGUGCAGCAAAGGUGAGAAGGAAUCCACCACUGCCGAUGCCAAAGUAUGUGCUAGCAUGAAGGGCCUGAAGGCCCUGCAACAGCAGAUCAUGGAUAAUACCACUGUUCACGGGUCUGUUAAUAAUACGAUGACUCCAGGUGGGAUUAAUCAGUGGCACUUCCACAAUAAUGGCGCAAACAAAGUUAGCACGCCCACGGUGCUGAUACAUGGGUAUGCUGCCUCGUCGAUGGCGUUUUAUAGGACGUUUGAAAGCCUCUCCAACAACAUUAAAGAUUUAUAUGCCAUCGAUCUGCCAGCCAACGGUGCCUCAGAAGCGCCUGUGUUGCAGGUAGACAAAACGAAGAAGGUUAAAUCGCUCAGGUUUAAGCAUAUUGAGGACGACGUGGUGAUUCCUGUGUUAGAUAGGCGCCCUCCAGCGGAGGACAUCAAGUCGCAUCUGGAACAGUACGAGAACUACUUUGUAGACAGAAUAGAGCAGUGGCGGAAGGACAACAAACUGCGUAAGAUAAAUGUAGUAGGCCAUUCGUUUGGCGGGUACAUUUCGUUCAAAUACGCCCUUAAAUACCCUAAUUCCAUCGACAAACUGUGUCUCAUAUCUCCUCUUGGCGUGGAAAACAGCAUUCAUGCCAUCACUCACAAGUGGGAGCCAAACACUACUUACCCACUCACGUUCACUGACCCAUCCUCCAGAUACUAUACAAGAAAACUGAACGUACCGCGGUUUAUCUUUGAAAACCAACUGAACGUUUUGAAAUGGAUGGGGCCUAUAGGCUCCAAACUGUGCUCAAACUACAUUUCCACUGCAUACGUAAAAGUACCCGACCAGAUAUAUAAGGAUUAUCUUUUACAUUCAUUUGUGGGCAAGAAUCAGACAGUGCAGCCACAAACAAUCAAAGUGUUCACGCAUUUGUUCGAAAGAAAUUUGAUCGCGAGAGAUCCAAUAAUAAACAAUGUCGGUCUUUUAAAUCCAACAAUGCAUGUCAUGUUCAUGUAUGGUGAACAUGAUUGGAUGGAUAAGUAUGCAGGCUACCUAACCACCGAGUCGAUGCUAAAAAACAAGGCGAAGGCUAGCUACAUUGAAGUCCCAGAUGCUGGUCAUAACUUAUUUCUGGACAAUCCGCACCACUUCAGCUCUUCUUUAGUCUCGUUCCUAUCAAGGUAA